AUGACGUCACGACACGAGACAAAAGACAAAGAUAAAUCCAUAAUCGAUGUUUUACGACUGGCAGUUGGGACAUUUUGCUGGUAUGCAAGCAUAUGGCAAUUCCAUCGAUUGAUGCAAUGGACCUCUCGCUGUGACCUCAGUAUUCGUUACUCUCGGACGAUGUGCAAGGAAAAAGGCGGUGUUUGGAUUCCAGGUUUUGAUAUUUCUGGACACUGCUUUCUGUUGAUAUACAGCAUGUUGGUGAUGGCAGAAGAGGUUAGUAGAAUUAUCAAGCGUUCACCUAAAAAAAAACAUCUAGCUCAGAUAUGA
Molecule: messenger RNA, 309 nt
Organism: Cooperia oncophora
Lineage: Eukaryota; Metazoa; Nematoda; Chromadorea; Rhabditida; Trichostrongylidae
Source: the annotation of a GenBank genome assembly